CCUUUGUUGAAGUGGAACACAUGGGCAUCCUAGUGACCAUGGUGUGAGAAACUCGACUCCUGGCACUAUUAUGUAACUCUGAAUUUAAUACAUUGUCAGGUAGUACCUGUUGAGUUAGUUUUUGCAUGUCUUUUACUUUGUAGAGAUGUCCAUGCUCUUUGCUUUCAGCAGGGAUUAUCUGAAAGGGUGAAAAGUAUUUCCAGUACCUAAGGUGGGACAAGUGGGUUGGUUUUCAUUUCAGGAGAAUAGACUCAAGGAAGCUGAUCUGAUAUGGUUGGCUUGCUCAUAAAAUGCAGAAAACACAAAAGGAUAAGCCCAAAGCUAAAUAAGGUUUACUCCGCCCUCAAAAUGCCUUCUUUAAAGGCCUUUGCUGUCCUAGCGACCCAGCAGUAGCUCACAACGAAGACGGCGAAGAUGACUGAGAAAAAGUUUGUCGAGGAAAUAGAGAAAGCUCUGGAAAAGUCCAAAGGCCUUAGCAUCCAUGAGCUUCUCUUUACCUACCAGGGAAUCCUCUACCCGUCUUCUGUCUGCAGUGCAGAAACAUUCCAAGCUCUGGAGAACUUCGAAGCCAGAAAAGAUGACGUGGUGUUGGUGUCUUAUCCCAAAUGUGGUAUUAAUUGGCUCAUUCUGAUUGUGAAUGAUCUGAUCGUUACCACUUUGAAAACCAAGCACGAGAACACAGAGCUACCUUUCAUUGAGUGUGGGGAUCCAGAAAGGUAUCAGAGGAUGAAACAGUUCCCAUCUCCAAGGAUUGUAGCUACACACCUCCACUACGACCUUCUUCCCAAGUCCAUCUUGAAAAAUAAAGCCAAGGUACUGCUGCUAUUUCGAAAUCCUAAAGAUACGGCUGCAUCAUUUUUCCAUUUUCACAACAAUGCUCCAAGCAUUCCCAGUUAUAACUCCUGGGAGGAAUUUUUUUCACUUUUUAUGAAUGGGCAAGUUGCCUGGGGAAGCUAUUUUGACCAUGCAGUCGUGUGGAACAAACAUAUAGAUGAUGAAAAUGUUCUGGUUCUAACAUAUGAGCAAUUAAAAGAGGACCUGGUUGCUGGAGUGAAGCAAAUAGCUGAAUUCUUUGGCUUUACUGCUACUGCGGAGCAAAUUCAGGCUAUUGCAAACAGGACUGCGUUCCAAGCAGUGAGGGACAAAUCACAGGAGACACAUGGAGCGGUUGGCCCACUGAUCUUCCGGAAAGGUGUGGUUGGUGACUGGAAGAACACUUUUGAUGAAGCUCAGAGCCAGAAAGUGGAUGCUAAAUUCAAGGAGUGUUUAGAAGGAACCAAGCUGGGAGCAAAGCUGAAGUACGAUGUGUACUGCAAAACCUGAAAAGAGCUUCUUAUGAAAUGCUUCGUUCUCAUGACAGUUUUGUUUGCUAUUAUAUAUUCAAGAAAAGCUACAAGCAGAGCACACAAUCAUUUGAGGCAAAUUUUAGAUACUGUCACACUCUAGUGUCGAACUUCUAAGAUACAUUUUCAUUAAGCUGGAUCUUUUCAUGCUGCUUAAUAGAACACAGGGCAACCUAUUUCUCCCAAACCGUAUUGGCAAGCUGCUACUUUUAUGUUUCUAAGAAGUAGGGGAAGGUGACAUGGACAUGCGAUUGCCAGGUGCCAACCUGGGGAACUUGUCAGUCUCUUUCAAAGCUCUGAAGGAGCAGCAAAAGAUGCAGUGAUUGUGUGUCUAGUGCCAUUGCUGCGCAGGUUUCUUUUACCCACCUGCAUUUGUAGCUGAAGGCAGAGGUGGACAAUGGACAGAUGGAACUAUGGAGGCGUGGGGCAAUCGGUACUGCAUCUGGAUCUUUUACUGUUCCCCAGACCUCUUAAAGCAGGCAUGAGGAACUCCAGAUGGUGUUAAACUACAGUUCCCAUCAUCCUUGGCCAUGCUCAUGCUGGUUGGGGCUGAUGGAGUCCAGCUACAUCUGGAUGGCCCCAACUUCCUCAUCCCUGCUUCAGACAGACUGCUGGGACACUAAGUUGGCUGUGGGAAGUCCUACACAAGGCUAAUAAUAAUAAUAAUAAUAAUAAUAAUAAUAAUAAUAAUAUCAUCCCUCCCUUUACACCUUGGGGCAUCACAGUGAUAUGGUGAAACACAUUGCUGUAGCCUCUAAAGAAAGUGGGACUUUGCACUCUUCAUAGUUUGAAUAGUAGGUGCUGAGCAGUGCUGUUUGGGAUCAGGCACGCAUAUGUUUCCUGUUCCACUUAUUUAGGCUUUCUAAGUUUUUUGUGGCAAGGUCACUCCUGUGACUUCAACAACUGAGAGAAAUUCAGCAAGUGAAGCUUUUCCCAGCAUGUAGAUGUAGUGAUGGAAAAAGCUUCAUGCCAUGUUACUCUGUGAUGUAAUAACUUGAACAGAAUUCCAGAUGGCUGAGGCCCUGCUCCAAACCAAUUUUAAGGAUGAGAAGGCCGUUGAAGACUAGAUUGUCUCCAGUGCUGUGUCAGUGGGGUUCUGCUGGCACAACGGGACUUUCCUCCCUCCAUGCACCCCAAAAUCCACUCUGGGGGAUUCCCCAACUGAUUUUGAGGGUGUGAGGAGAACUGGAGGGAACAGGAGAGGAAGAAGUUGCACUGCACUCACAGAAGUCCCUUGUGUCAGCAGAGCUGCAGGGUUGGAUAUGGCCCUCAGUUUUAUGUUUUCUAAUUUGGGGAAAUUAUAUUUUUGAUAAGUCAAUCUGGAUUCACAUAACAAACCCCAUAACAAAAGGAUCAUUGAACUCCAUUAAAAUCUUUAAGGAAGUGAUCUUUAUAAUGGCUUUAAGCCCCUUUUCAUAGCAAAGCAGCAUGUUGCAUUAGGCUUCCAGACAGAGCACAUUAGCAGAAGCAGAUGUCGAAAUUAUUCCAACACUGAUGAAAUAAUUUGAAAUUUACUCAUUACAUCAAGAUGAUUCUUCCCCCUCCCCCUCCUGUUGACAUUUAUUUCCUUCAACUAUGAACUUCAUUAAUAAACUCUUGUUUGUUA
Messenger RNA from Podarcis raffonei (Aeolian wall lizard), 2949 nucleotides. It is a transcript of the gene SULT6B1, whose product is annotated as sulfotransferase family 6B member 1. Gene Ontology annotation, biological process: sulfation. Bases 415 to 1323 code for a protein of 302 amino acids. Gene Ontology annotation, molecular function: sulfotransferase activity. Gene Ontology annotation, cellular component: cytoplasm. The transcript has 7 exons. Lineage: Eukaryota; Metazoa; Chordata; Lepidosauria; Squamata; Lacertidae. The record is from RefSeq and is a predicted model, not a curated record.